Messenger RNA from Nelumbo nucifera (sacred lotus), 2589 nucleotides. RefSeq names its product endoglucanase 12-like. Gene Ontology annotation, molecular function: hydrolase activity, hydrolyzing O-glycosyl compounds. Lineage: Eukaryota; Viridiplantae; Streptophyta; Magnoliopsida; Proteales; Nelumbonaceae. The record is from RefSeq and is a predicted model, not a curated record. Gene Ontology annotation, biological process: carbohydrate metabolic process.
CCGGCGUUCCCGAGAAGCUCGUUUCUCCAUUUAUACAACUUUCAGUAGUUCUUUCCAACUAUUAAAAACCCAACAGCGAUCUUACCCUCUCUCAAGUCAACUCUUCUCUCUGGGAAGUGAAAGGAAGACAGAACAACUUGCCUUCUUCAGUUGCUCUGACGUGGUUCUUUUUUCUUGUUGAUUAAAUCCCCACCAGAAGUGGGAAUCCCAAACAAGAAUUUGUGCUUGUGCAAGUUGGGAUCUUCAUCAAAAUUAAGGAAACUGAGCUAGAAGACUCAAUCGGUGCCCGAACCGUCGAACGGGCAUCAGACGAUGCUUCCACGGAAAUGGGUGGUUCCGUCUGAACUCUGAGGAAAAUCCCGUGCCACUACAAAAGAGAAGGAUGCAUUCGGCGAAUCACUGGGGAGGUUCGUUCGAGAUCAAUGCGGAUUCCACGACGGAGGAUGAGCGGAGCCGGAACAUGGAGUACGACCGAGCGGCUCUGUCUCAGAACCUGGACGAGACGCAGCAGAGCUGGCUGUUAGGGCCCAAAGAGAAGAAGAAGAAGAAGUACGUGGACUUGGGCUGCAUCGUUUGCAGCCGCAAGGCCUUCAAGUGGACCCUCUGGUCCAUUUUGAUCGCUUUUCUGGUGAUUGCGCUUCCCACCAUUAUUGUCAAGACUCUGCCCAAGCACAAGAGCCGUUCUCCACCGCCCGACAAUUACACAAAUGCCCUCCACAAGGCCCUGCUCUUCUUCAACGCGCAAAAAUCUGGGAAGUUGCCGAAGAACAACGGGGUGUCAUGGCGAGGAGAUUCCGGCCUAAAAGACGGUUCAGACAUGCCGGAAAUAAAGGGCGGCCUGGUCGGAGGAUAUUACGAUGCCGGAGACAAUAUCAAGUUCCACUUUCCGAUGGCCUUCACAAUGACCAUGCUAAGCUGGAGUGUGAUAGAAUAUAAUCACAAAUACAAGGCCAUCGGAGAGUACAAUCACGUAAGAGAUGUCAUAAAAUGGGGCACUGAUUACCUGCUCUUGACCUUCAAUUCCAGUGCCACAACCAUCGACAAAAUCUACAGCCAAGUUGGUGUGGCUCUGAACGUUUCAACCACACCGGAUGACCAUUACUGUUGGGAGAGACCGGAAGACAUGGACUACGACCGACCAACACAAGUAGCUACUGCAGGGCCUGACCUUGCCGGAGAGAUGGCAGCAGCCCUAGCAUCGGCCUCGAUCGUCUUCCGAGACGACCCGGCCUACUCGCAGAAGCUCGUCAAAGGGGCCACUGCUCUGUUCAAGUUCGCCAGGGACUCCGGCAAGCGGACUCCGUACUGCCGGGGGAACCCAUACAUUGAGACAUUCUACAAUUCGACGGGGUACUACGACGAAUACAUGUGGGGUGCUGCAUGGAUGUACUACGCCACCGGCAAUUCCAGCUACCUGGCGCUGGCGACGAACCCGGGGUUACCGAAGAAUUCCAAGGCAUUUUUGGGCAUUCCUGACUUGAGUGUGUUCAGUUGGGACAACAAGCUGCCUGCAGCCCAGCUGCUGUUGACAAGGAUGAGGAUCUUCUUGAAUCCUGGCUUUCCUUAUGAGGACAUGUUGAGAAGCUAUCACAAUGUCACUGGCAUAAACAUGUGUUCUUACCUCCAUCGGUUUAAUGUCUUCAAUUGGACUAAUGGAGGAAUGAUUCAACUGAAUCACGGACGGCCGCAACCCCUUCAGUAUGUAGCUAAUGCUGCUUUCUUGGCUUCCCUUUAUGUUGACUACAUGAAUGCCACGGACGUUCCUGGAUGGUUCUGUGGGCCAAAUUACAUUGCAUCAGACGUUCUUCGCCAGUUUGCCACCUCUCAGAUUGACUACAUUCUAGGGAAGAACCCUUUGAAGAUGAGCUACGUGGUAGGGUAUGGCUCCAAGUACCCAAAGCAUGUGCACCAUCGGGGUGCAUCCAUACCUCAUGAUCAUAAUAAGUACUCAUGCACCGGUGGAUGGAAGUGGAGAGACAGUCGUAACCCUAAUCCCAACACCAUUGUGGGAGCUAUGGUUGGUGGUCCGGACCGGUUCGACCAGUUUCGGGACGUACGAACCAAUUACAACUACACUGAGCCCACAUUGGCUGGAAAUGCAGGACUGGUUGCAGCACUUGUCUCCUUAACGGGCAGUGCUGGUGGCGGCAUUGACAAGAACACCAUCUUUUCAGCAGUCCCUCCCCUCUACCCAUUGACUCCACCACCCCCGCCACCAUGGAAGCCAUGAAAGCCUGCCGUUGCUGAGGAAAGUAUAUGACUGGUGGUGUUACUUACUUAAUUGGCCUAAAGUUUUGUGUUCUUAUUUAUAUAUAAACAUUCAAUAAUCGGUGUGAAGUUUUUAUUUGUACGAUAUUAGCACCAUGAUAUGUUACUUUACAAUCACAAUCUCUCUCUCUCUACCAUUUGUAGCAGAAUUAAUUAAGCCAGUUCAAUUUUGAUCCAUUUAUGUGGUGAAUAACACAACAUCACCAUUAUGUUGUGUAGUUGUUAGGGCUGUAAAUAGUAUCCAUUUCAAAGACUAAAGAAGCUAUAAGCUGCACCAUUAAUUGCAUAUCCAAUAAAUAUAGUCAUUAGGUUUCGGUUUUC